Penaeus vannamei (Pacific white shrimp) is the source of this 2415-nucleotide messenger RNA. The record is from RefSeq and is a predicted model, not a curated record. NCBI's taxonomy places the organism in Eukaryota, Metazoa, Arthropoda, Malacostraca, Decapoda, Penaeidae.
AUUUGCAAUCGAGAAAUGAAUUCAGAAAAUGCUGUGGCUGAUCAUUAUAGAUCAGGAAAUCACCAGAAGAAUCUAGACAAAAAGGUGAGAGAAAGUGGUGAGCCAUCUUACUUAAGUAGGGCAUCAGAUUUUGCCUCUAAUUCCUUGCGACAUCGACUGCUCAGUAGCCAAAUCAAACCUCUUGGUCUCCAAAUGGUUGAAGAAUAUGAAAAAUACCCUGAACAUAUGUAUUAUAAGUGUAAUCUUUGUGCAGCACAUGGCAAACUGGAUGCUAUGUAUCACCAUCUCAUUGGCAAUAAACAUACUGAGAGAUACAUAAAAUCAGCAUGCCUCUUGCAGAAUUCAGUAUUGACUGGUAAUGAACGUGAAGAAAUACGCAAACAACUAGUAAAGAUAGAGGGCAUUAACUGUGAAUCAAUAAAGACUUACUAUGGUUCGGAAUUUUAUCCAAGAAAAUGGGAACAAGAUGGUGCUGUUAAAAAGUCUACCUUAUAUCAUCCCGUCAAGAAGGAGCUUGAAUCUGGCACUUCUUCGGACUCUUCAUCUCCAGUGCCUUUUAGAAGUAGAUCCCCUUUAAGCCAGAGGUCUAGAAGUAUGGCAGACUCACCAAAUAUGUCACCAAAGAGGUACAAGCGAUCACCAAGGUCAAGGAAAUCAUGGUCCCCUGUAAGGUCACCAAAAAGACCUGCAAGAUCUCCAUCUCUUUCUAGAUUUCGCAACAAAUCACCACCUCAGGAAUGCAUUGAGGCUGCAAAAGCACUCCUAGAACCGAAGCUGAGAGCCCCUCCACCACCACCUCUUCAGCAGUUAACUUUGCAAACACCUGUGUCAACACCUCUUCAAAAACCUUCACCAUUACCAAGACAAGAAAAGAUGGAAAUGAAAGAUAAAGAUGUCCAAAAAUUUGAUCUGGAGGAACUUAUGAUUCAUAUGAACUUUAUCAUUAAAACACAUGAUAUGUAUGGUAAGUUAUUCUCUUUUGUAUGCAGUAUUGAAAAUGUAACUGAUGUAUUUAUUUUUUAGGUAAAUAUAUCAUUUAUAGUAUUUAAAGGCUUUUGCUAUUAUCAGCCAAUACUGAUAAUGCUACUGCUUUGUGAAGUAAGGAAAGAAUUAUUUUAGUUGUUCAUGAUAUAUAUGUAAUGAAUCAGAGGAUCUCAAACUGGAGGUAAAAGCUCAAAUAUAGUGUAGUUUUAGAAUAUCCUAUUCAUAUCUUAAAUCUUAAUAAGGUAUCAACUUAAUUAGUGUACCAUAACCCACUGCUAACAUGUUAUAUUCACUGUAGUAUUGUUUUCAGAAAUGUAUUUACACACAGAUGGCUUCACAAGUGCAAAGCCAUAAAGAAUUUAUUAGUAGAAGUAUAUGGCCUGACCUAAUUUCCCCGUUCCUUGAGUUAUGAUAAAAAUGUAUUUUUACGAUGCUAACAAGGUUGAUGUUGGUCCUAUUGUUAUUGAUAUUAUAAUUAUUAGUGUUAUAAACAAUACUAAUAGCAAUAUGAAAUAGAAAAAAUAUAUUUUUAAAUAUAAAGGAAAAUUGUAAACAGAUAAGAUGUAUAAGUUUAAUAAUUGAACCUUGGUGACUAAGCAUUUUUUGAGCCAUUUAUGUGUAAAUACUAUUAAUAAACUAAACUCACUGUGGGCAUGGCAUUCAUUUGCAUGCCAUCAUUGGUGGCAGAAGGUUAUAGUAUAGGAAAAUAAUAAUUUAUAAUGUUUUCUCUAUGAACAUGCAUCAUUUUUUUUAUACAAAAUGCCAGUCUUUGAAAGCUUACUGAGUCUCCAAUAUUCCAGAAUUUUUUGUAUGAUUUGUUUAGCCUGUAUGAUUUGUUUUCUAGAGCAAAAAUGUCUGCCAUUACACAACUUUCUGGUAGGUUUAUUACACUCAGACCUGACCAGAGCUAUAUUCAAAUUUAAAUAUCACAAACAUUUUUUCUUAGGAAAAGCACCAUAUCCCUAUGGUACCCAUUGAAAGACAUACACAUGUAAAUCCAAGAAGAGGUGGCAGAUUAUGGAUUUGAUUCAUUCACAGUAUAAAGCUAAUUUUCACCUAAAUGGUGACAAAUAGACAUGCAUAAUUAGACUUGCUAGAAUUGUUUGUAUAUCUUGUACUAUAUGGCAGCCUUUCCACAGCCUUUCAAAGCUUUGAUAGUUUGCAUCCCCCCAAUUCCUCUGUCCAAUUCCUAAAAUAUGAGAGCUGUGUUGAAAGGAUGAAAGGCUGACUUUGUGCCAGUCAUGAAUGACCUCAUGGAGCUACAGGCUUGGUAUUCCCUUGGUAGUUGUCUAGCCCUUACCCCUCAUGGGGACCUUGAAGGGUGGACCGUUUAUCAUACCCACUUAUUUCAGGCUUCCCAUGGUCAGUAAUGAAGAUUUUGUACCCCUAAUAAGGGCAUUGCACCUUUAUCAAUAAACUCCCUAAAUCUGA